This is a messenger RNA of Trachymyrmex cornetzi, 933 nucleotides long. RefSeq lists its product as uncharacterized. Bases 1 to 933 code for a protein of 310 amino acids. The record is from RefSeq and is a predicted model, not a curated record. The transcript has a single exon. Lineage: Eukaryota; Metazoa; Arthropoda; Insecta; Hymenoptera; Formicidae.
AUGGAGGAUCACCUCCUUCAGCAGGACGAGACCCUUAAGGUACUCGGAAUUUCGUGGCUUCCCCACGACGACAUGUUUCGUUUUCAAGUGAACGCUUCGUUUACGGUCACUCCGACGAAGCGUUCAGUCCUGUCAGUUAUUGCUCGAUUAUACGACCCCCUCGGCUGGGCCGCCCCCGUCGUCAUUGUUGCAAAAAUCCUUUUACAGGAAUUAUGGUUAACCCAAUCCGAUUGGGACACCCCUCUCCCUGACGAAUUGCGUCAGCAGUGGGAGGCAUAUUAUAAUAAUUUAAAGACACUAAAUGGUAUCCGGAUCCCUCGUUGGACCGGUCGACGAGAUAACGACGUCGCUUUUGAAUUACACGGUUUCGCGGAUGCCUCCAACCGAGCCUACGCCGCCGUUUACAUUCGCAUUCUUCACAUGCAAGCAGACGUUCAAGUCUGUCUACUCGCCGCGAAAACUAAAGUCGCGCCUCUUAAAACUCUCAGCAUACCGCGACUCGAACUGAACGCUAUCGUAUUGCUGAGUCGAUUGAUUAAAUGGGUUCAGAUGACCCUAAGCACGCCCUCCGCGUCAGUGUUCGGCUGGUCAGAUUCGGCGGUCGCGCUAGCAUGGCUACGCCAGCACCCCGCGAAGUGGCAAACGUUCGUAGCCGAUCACGUGUCCGAGGUGCAACGUACCCUGCCGGAGGCGCGUUGGAAUCAUGUGUCUUCUAAAGACAACCCCGCUGACUGCGCCUCACGCGGCCUGUCGGCUGAAGAACUGUUCUCUCACCCCCUGUGGUGGACAGGGCCGAGGUGGCUCGCCCGGUCGUCUACGUCGUGGCCGACCGACGACCACUCUCUUUCUCUUGAUAGUAGUACCAAUCCACAGGUCUACGACGAAGCGCUCACGUCGUCCUCCACGUUAAAAGUGAGGACGAGUGGGAACUGA